AUGGGCCAUAUUGGUAGGGCAUUGACUGACCACGACUUGUCAAUUAUAUUGGAUGACUUUGGAUUAUUAUCUUCACUCUUACUGUUUGAAAAUAAGAAAAACAAAAAGCAGAGGAAAGCAUCCUCCGCCUCCCCUGCAUCAUUACAAAAUUUAAGUACACUGCCUUUCAAAUCUUGUAAAAACAGAUUAAUCAUGUUCCUCACAGUUGUCAGCAGUUUGAUCUUCACAGAGAAGAGGAUGGCAAUGCAGAUUUUCCCGGAAAGUGUGAGAAAAAUCUGGAACAAGUGGGAGCUUUGGGCUAUGGUUUUGAUCAGCCUCAGCUUGCAGGCCAUCCUCAUCCUCAUUGGCAGCUGGAGAAAGCACUCAACUAGUAACAUACUCAGAAUUGUUCUGUGGCUUGCUUACUUGUCAGCAGACUCAGUUGCAACAGUCUCACUUGGCAUACUCUCCAACAACCAAGAAGACUCUCCAGGUGAUUCUGUCAAUCCAGACUAUAUAAUAACAGCAUUUUGGGCACCAUUUCUUCUCUUGCAUCUUGGUGGCCCAGAUACAAUUACUGCUUACUCCUUAGAAGACAACGAAUUGUGGUUGAGGCACUUGCUUGGGAGCAUGGUCCAAUAA
Molecule: messenger RNA, 621 nt
Organism: Prunus mume (Japanese apricot)
Lineage: Eukaryota; Viridiplantae; Streptophyta; Magnoliopsida; Rosales; Rosaceae
Source: RefSeq, a predicted model, not a curated record